Messenger RNA from Guyanagaster necrorhizus, 933 nucleotides. RefSeq names its product glycolipid transfer protein. Gene Ontology annotation, cellular component: membrane; cytosol; cytoplasm. The transcript is spliced from 6 exons. The record is from RefSeq and is a predicted model, not a curated record. Gene Ontology annotation, molecular function: ceramide 1-phosphate binding; ceramide 1-phosphate transfer activity. NCBI's taxonomy places the organism in Eukaryota, Fungi, Basidiomycota, Agaricomycetes, Agaricales, Physalacriaceae. Bases 98 to 670 code for a protein of 190 amino acids. Gene Ontology annotation, biological process: intermembrane lipid transfer; ceramide transport.
GUCCGACGGCAUUUUCAGUUGCGCCCCCACGCCUCUUCAACGCAUCCACGCUAACAGCAGGAUCAACUCAUGUCACCCUUUCGUUCCUCCUCCCAUCAUGCAGCCCUACUUUGAGACUGUAAAGUCGUUUGCAGAUGUUCCCGUUCAUCCUGAAGGCAUCGAUACACGUGCAUUUCUCGAAGCCUCAGAUGGUUUAGUAGGCAUGUUCGACCUCCUCGGAACAGGCGUAUUCGGAUUCGUACAGGCUGAUAUUCGGUCGAAUAUCAAGGAUGUCCGUUCUCAAUACGAGUCUAUAGAUCCAGCACCAGUGACGGUCGAAUGCAUGCUGCCAGGAUCAUGUGCACCUUCGCUCACCCGUCUCGUGCGGGGCCUCGCCUUCACCUGUCUCGCGCUGCAGAACAUGCAGGCAGAUCCCUCGCGUGAUCUGCAUGUCUGCUUCAAGACCUCAUAUGACACUGUUUUGAAGCACCAUCACUCUUUCGUCAUCAGGUCGGUGGUAUACAUCGCCCUCCGUGCGGUACCCCACCGUAAGGACUUCUACAAUCGCAUUGCCCAAGGCGCGCCGCAUGAUAAACUGGAUGAGGAUAUGCGUCGCUGGUUGACGGGUCUUGAUGGGAUUGUUCAGCGUCUGAAAGAAUUUCUGAAACAAGGAGGAUUUGGCACAGUGUGAUCAUGAAUUGGGAAUUCAAUGCACCUUUUUGUAUAGAGUUCUAGUAGACCUAUAGAAUGGGACUAGUGAUGCCGUCCUCUCUGAAUCCAAAGUGUACUGCAUCAAUGUUUUAAAGUGUUUUACACGUCGUCCGAUGAGAUAUGUUCAUGAACCAUCUAGUGCUUGCAUCCUCGCGAGCCUUGUAUGCGCGCGGUUUGUCGGGAGAUCCACAGAGCGGUAGGACUGGUCUCGCCCCCCAGCAGGAACAAUUUAGUGUUGACUUG